Molecule: messenger RNA, 4415 nt
Organism: Salarias fasciatus (jewelled blenny)
Lineage: Eukaryota; Metazoa; Chordata; Actinopteri; Blenniiformes; Blenniidae
Product: ubiquitin-associated protein 2-like
Exons: 29
Coding region: 124-3672 (1182 amino acids)
Cellular component (GO): nucleus; cytoplasm
Molecular function (GO): protein binding
Source: RefSeq, a predicted model, not a curated record
CUUCACAACGUUAAACAUCGGCGCGGCUGGUCACGUGACAGCAUCUGCUGCGGCUGCUGGCUGAGCGAAGCGUGUUAGCAGAUUUUUCUAUUUUGUACAUACAUUGUUUUGUAUAUACUGUAAAUGAUGACAUCGGUGGUCAGCAAUCAGGCCCGGGGAAGUCGGGACAGAACGCUGCCUACUACUACACAAACAGCACAGCCACAGAAACAGAUACAGGCCACAGCAGAACAGAUCCGUCUUGCCCAAGUGAUCUAUGACAAAAAUGAUGUUGACUUUGAAGACAAGGUCAAACAGUUGAUUGAGGUAACUGGAAAGACUCAAGAUGAGUGCAUGGUCGCCCUCCAUGAUUUCAAUGGUGAUGUAAACAGAGCCAUCAACUUUCUGCUGGAGAGCACCUCUGACACAAACUCCUGGGAGACUGUUGGGAAGAAGCGCAACUUUGGAAAAGAAGGUGGACCCUCGGAGGUGAAGGAGAACAGAGAGAAAAAAGGCGAGAAGGAGGCCAGUCGUGGACGUGGCGGGUCCAACAGAAGGGGCAGAGGCAUUAGCCGAGGACGUGAAGGUCGGGUAGAGGAGAAUGGAUAUGAAGCGGCUAAUGGGGAGAGAGGAGGUGAUCGUGGACGCCGGGGGAGAGGCAGAGGGGCAGGAGUUCGUGGCAGAGGGAGAGCAGCUGCUGGUAACAGGUUCUCUUCGCAGGGAAUGGGCACCUUCAAUCCUGCUGAUUACACUGCUAACUCUGGAGCUCGCCAGGAGACGUGGGAUAAAGAUGGCAACGAAACUGCUGAGGGAACUGGAACAUGGGGAGGCAAUCUGGAAGACUGGACUUCAGAAGACUGGAAUGAGGAUUUGUCUGAAACCAAAGUAUUCACUGCCUCUUCAACAAAUCACAUCACACCUGGGCACAAUGUGGACCUGGCUGGCCUGCUUCCUAAGGCUGGAGUGGCUGGAGGGGCCUCAAUGGACUCGGACCUGGGAGCCAUUGUUGAUGGCCCUUCAACUGAGGACUUGGGCCAAAGCCUGGUGUUUACCAACUCCCACCACAAUGGGCGCACUGCAACACACAGCUACGCACACGCCACAGCCAACAGCUAUGCUCAUGCCGCCUCGGCGAGUACCACCUAUGCACAUGCUGCACUGUCUUCAGUCCUGGGUUCUGGAUUUGGUUCCCUGAAUGCACCAAAGCAGGCACCUGCCCAUGACAUCCGGACAUCAGAGCAACUCAACGGUCCACGGCUUGGUCAGAGAUCCAGUCAGAUGCUGGCUCCCACCAGCAGCAGUGCUGUUCCCAAAGACACAGGGCCAUCUGCAGUGCAAAGCCCUGCACCGGCCCCCUCUCCCUCUGCAGAAAUCAAAGCUCAAAGAGUGGAGAAUGGCAGCGUCACUGCUCCUCAUGCCGAGAUGAAGAUUCAGCCAGAACCAUCAGCAGUGCUCAGCCAGCUGGCUCAGAGGCAGUCCACCAUCCUUCCCACCACAGAGCCUCUGGUCCUGUCUCAGCCUCAUGCGCCACAAGUUCCCACACCCCCAGGUCAUGAGUCCUCUGUUUCUACUGCAAGAGAUGGAGCUUCUCCAGGAGUGAAGCUACCUGGCCUGGAGGCUUCCAUUGCAGAAGCACCUCAACGACAGCUCAAGACACAGAGACGCAGAGCACCUCCGCCCUCAAAGAUUCCCUCAUCGGCUGUGGAGAUGCCUGGUUCUGCUGAUAUUCCUGGUCUGAAUGUUCAGUUUGGCGCUCUUGACUUCGGGUCUGAGGCUGCCAGUUCCACGGUAGACAUGGCACAGACGGAGAUAGCCAGGGAGCAUACUCCGACUCCGACAGCUAUGCCUGUUCCUACUGUGGUUCCCACACAGCAGCCGCAGGCCAGCCUGUUCUCCAAGCCUGGCCCUGUGAGUGAACACAUCAGUCCCUUGCCAACCCUACCUUCGGCCGCAUCGGAUCCCAGUUUCCCUUCACCAUCUCUGGGCCUACCCAGUGCGACUCCCUCACCCUCCCUUGGUCUUCCAAGUGCAGCACCUCCACCCUCUUCUUCAGCCCCUACCGCAGCCAGUCGCGUGGAGAGCAGUGGCCCGAGGUCCCUGCCACCUCAUCUUGGCUUCUCUCAAAGCAAAGAUGUCCCCUCAGCUGCUGGUGGUCCUCUGACAAAUGGCUACAGUGGCAUGAAGACGCAGAGUCCACAGGACUCAACACCGUCAUCAACUCGAACAGUCAAGACGGAGUCCCCCAUUAUGACGACUGACAGCAGCUCUGGCCACCACAUCCCCUCCCCUGCAGUGACACCUUCCCACUCUGCUUCCAUGUCUUCGCUCAGCAGUCAUGUGAGCAGUACUCACUCAUCUGGAGCUCCCCUGACAACAAAUACAUCCCUGGGGAUUGGUAAUGAGGACAACAGCAGCAGUGGCGGCAGCAACAAUCUCCAUGCCUUUUCAUCAUCCUCGUCCAGCCAAGCCGUCAAUCCCACUCCUUCAGCUCCUUCAGCUCCUUCAGUUGUCAGCAGCUCGGCCACUAAUGGGCUCCACCCAUCUGGAGCACCAGGACUAACUGCGAACGGCACCAACACCACGCUCUCUGCUGCAAGCAGCCGCACAGCACCCCUGCUCACCACCACAUCCGGUAAAGCUCCUCCAAACCUGGCUCAAGGAGUGCCGCCUCUCCUUGCGAACCAGUACAUCAUGGGCCCUGGUGGCUUGCUCCCUGCUUACCCGCAAAUCUAUGGAUACGAGGACUUGCAGAUGCUGCAGUCACGACUUCCUUUGGACUACUAUGGUGUAACAUUCCCUGGUGCUACAGGUCCUAUGCCUGGAAGAGAUGGCCUGGCUAAUAAUCCGUAUUCUGGUGAGGCUACAAAGUUUGGCAGGAAUGAUUCUUCUUCACCAGCUCCCCCGACCAGCCUGUCCACCGCUGGUGUGCAGUCACAGGCCCAGCAGACCCCACAGACCGGGACCCAGGGUCAGGGCCAGGGCCAGGGUCAGGGUCAGCAGACACAGAACCAAGCCUUCCUCAACCCUCCUCUUCCUCCUGGCUACGGAUACACUGGUCUGCCAUAUUAUGCUGGUGUGCCUGGCGUUCCUUCACCCUUCCAGUAUGGCCCCACUGUCUUUGUGCCUCCUGCUUCAGCCAAACAGCCUGCGAUGGGCCUGGCCAACCCUUCAAAUCAGUACCACCAACAGCAUCAGCCCAGCUAUGGACAGCAUGCUUACGGCACAGCCUUUGAUGACCUGUCUCAAGCCCACGGUGGGGAUUACAAUAAGGCAGGGUACGGAGGCUCUGCCCAGUCGCAGGCCAAGUCAGCGGGCAGCGGCCCAGGGAAAGCGCCCGGACUGUCAGGAUCGGGCACCAGUGGUGGAGUACCUGACAUGGGAGGAUCCAUCUACAGCAAAACACAGUCGUUUGACAAGCAGGGCUUCCACACGGGAACACCGCCUCCUUUCAACCUGCCUUCAGCACUGGGGGGCACAGGGCCUCUGAACCCCGGGGGUGCACCUGGCUACGCCCCUGCUCAGUUCCUGCACAUCCUGCCUCCGCACCAACAGCCCCACUCCCAACUGCUGCACCAUCACCUCACACAGGACGGACAGGGUGGUCCUGGUCAGCGCAGUCAGUCCAGCGGCAUGCAGCAGAAAACCCAAGGCAGCAAGUCCAGCUAUGGCAGCUCUCCAUACUGGGCAAACUGAGGAAUGCAUCGUGUUCCCCUUAUUCCCCCCCCCCCCCCCCCCCCCCCCCCCCCAAAAUGGCUGUGUGCGUAUGUGCGUGCGUGUGUGUAAAGCUAAAACAAAAAGCAAACAGAAAGACACACUACCCUCACAAUGAGCAAUCACGGGCCUUCUCGCCCUGCUCCCCCCACCUCCAUAAGUCCUCAUAACUUUUGGGUUCUCUCUUCCCCCCCUUUUCACAAUUGGUUGUACAUGUAAGAUAUUUAUGUAUGUAUUUAUAUAUAAAUAUAUAUAUAUACUGUAUAUGUAAUAGUAGAUCAUGAAAUGUGGUUGCUGCAUUUUAUUUUUGAAGGACUUUUUGUUUACUUUUUUCAAAACUGCAGGAAAAGAUGUUACAUUCAGACAGAAUGAGAUGGUGAGAGAACGACUGGAGAUGACAAACGAUCAAAAACUUUCUGGAAGAAAAAGGAAAAGGAGAGAGCUACAGCACUGAUUGCAUAUGAGGACACUUAAGAAGGGGGUGGGGUUUAUAAUAACUAACUGCAUCUGUCUUUUUUUUUUUUUUAUACAUGAAUGGCCAGGCUCUUCCCCUUGAAUUCAUUUUGUAGCUUCCUGUCUUUUCCCUUCUGCCUCUCUUUUUCUCCGAGGGCUACCUGCUCUCACGUGUUGGCAACUUUUAAAAGACAGAUUUGCCCAUUUAAAUUUUAUAUUCUAAUUUAAUUUUAACCCUCAUUUCUCUCGAAAUAAAGUUCUGAGCAGUUGGA